AUGGGAGCGGUCGUGGAAGUGACUUGCAAAGCUGGAGAAAAGGAGAUCACGGUGUAUGAUAAGACCAGAAAUAAUGGUAAGUUCAGCGCCCAAGUUCGUGGGUUCGAUUAUGAAAAAUAUGGGGCCGAGGCUUGCACGGCCAAGCUCCAUGCCCCACCCAAGGGUUCACCAUGCAACAUAGCCACGAGCCUACACAUAGCCAACAAGGGUGCCAAGCUCAAGGUUAGGUCAAAGGACAAGUACGAGGUUGUGCUCAAGGCCAAGCCAUUUGCUUAUGCUCCAAAGAAACCAUACAAGGAAUGUGAGAAGCCUAUGCCUAAGCCUCCCACUCCUAACUACUACACUUCUCCACCACCACCGUCUCAUCCUUACAAGCCACCACCGUAUUAUUACAAGUCACCACCACCACCAACUCCCACCUAUGUCUACAAGUCACCACCUCCUCCCCAUAUUACUACAAGUCUCCACCACCACCAUCCCCCACCUAUGUUUACAAGUCACCUCCUCCUCCACCAUACUACUACAAGUCUCCACCACCACCAGUUCACUCUCCACCACUCCCAUACUACUACAAGUCCCCUUCUCCACUGUCUCCAUCUCCUCCUCCACCAUACUACUACAAAUCUCUCCCACCACCAGUCCACUCUUCACCACUACCAUAUUAUUACAAAUCGACACCCUCAUCUCCAUAACCCCCACCCCAUACUACUACAAGUCCCCUCCUCCACCUUCUCCAUCUCCUCCACCUCCAGUUUACACUUACGCUUCUCCCCCACCUCCGACUCCCUACUAGAUCCCAAAAGAUCAACCACGCAAUGUUCAUGUUCUAGUUUCACCAAAAGAAUAAACGAAGGUGCCAAGAAGUGGAGAUUUGGACAUCAAGAAAAUUCCUUUUCAAGUCCAUGGAAUAAGGGUCUAAGCACAGCAUUUGGGAGAUACAAUUUUGAUAAUUCAGGCCUAAAUAAAGACAACUACUUCUCUGGCAGCCAUGCUCUUAAUUUAUUCUAGUUUGCAUAAGAAGAAAGUGAAGGUGAAUUUUAAUUAUUGGUUUUUGUUUUAAUUUAUUUGUGUAUACGGAUUUGGUAUUUAAUGGAUAAAUUGUUGUUUCUACGUG
This is a messenger RNA of Hibiscus syriacus, 1114 nucleotides long. RefSeq names its product protein expanded-like. The transcript is spliced from 6 exons. The record is from RefSeq and is a predicted model, not a curated record. Lineage: Eukaryota; Viridiplantae; Streptophyta; Magnoliopsida; Malvales; Malvaceae. Bases 1 to 1008 code for a protein of 335 amino acids.